AUGGAUCCACUAAGCAUCACAGCUUCUUCGAUAGCACUGCUCCAAGUAUGCAGCUCAAUUCUACACAUUUGCUACAAUACGCAUGCCAUCUUAAAAUGUAAACCCUGGUGUCUCUCUAGAGUUCAGGAUGAGGUUAGGGAGCUCAGGGGGGUUUUGGAGACCAUUUUCCAAAUGGCGGUCGAUAAUCAAGACUCCAAGGAAUACCCCGACGAAUACGGAUCCUUGAGAAUACUCUCCCAAAGUCAACAAAACAGAGGCCCACUGGUAUUGUGUUUGGAAGAUCUACGCGCGCUAGAAAGCAUAUUGUUGGAAAAAUACACGGACCAGCCCAAGACAAAACUCCAUGCCGCCAUGCGGGCCAUAUCGUGGGAUAUAUCCGAGAAGGAAAUAAAGCAAAUCAUCGACCGACUAGCGCGAUCAAAAUCAACCUUGAAUCUAGCUAUAUCAGCAGAUGAAGUAACUUUACUUUUAGAGCUUAGGAAGCUGUCAUCAUCAAUGGAAAACGAUGUAUUCAAUAUCGGUCGCACUUUAGCAGAUCUUACAACUGAAGUGUCAGCUCGCCAUAUCAACGAGAGACAGGAGAAAAUCCUAAGAUGGUUGUCUCCGGUUGACCCCUGGGAGCUAUAUGCACCUGCGAUGGAUCGCUGCCAUGAUGGCACAGGCCAGUGGUUCCUAGACUCCACGGUGUUCCAAGAUUGGAGAGAUCAUGGUGGGCCAAAUCUAUGGCUUAGCGGAUUCCCAGGAUCAGGCAAAACGGUGUUAAUAUCUAAUAUCAUCAGAGACCUAAGCCAAUGGGCUCAGCAAGAAGAAAAACGACCAACAAUAGCCUAUUUCUAUUGUGACUUCCGCAACAGCAAAAGUCAAGAUCUAUCCAACCUUCUUGGAAGUGUAAUCCGCCAGAUUCUCCUAAAAUCUGGGGAAAUUCCUAGCUUAGUAGAAGAAGAAUACUGUUUAAGUACGGUUGCGGGAUUCUAUCGAAAACCACAUGUCGCCUUUCUCCUCGAGACUUUACAGCUUCUUUCUUCGAGAGCUCACCUCAUUGUGGUUAUCGACGCCUUGGACGAGAUCGAAGAGCAAACAGAGUCGUUGUGCUUCUUACGAAAAGUUUUUGACACGAUGAAUAACGUUAGAUUUCUUGUGACAAGCCGCGAGACCCAGGAUAUACGACAAUCUUUACAGAAAUUCCGCAAUAUACGUAUUGAGGAUUAUGUUUUGAAAGUAGAUGAAGAUAUUGCAAAGUACAUUGAUUAUAGAUUGCGGGUGGAUCCCAACCUACAAUGGCUUAACGACCACAUCAAGGGUCAGGUCUCUAAAUCUAUGCAGACACAGGCCGCGGGAAUGUUUCGCUGGGUCCAAUGUCAACUAGAGGCCUUUAGCAAGCUUCGCACAAUCAAGGCUAUACGUAACAGUUUGACUCAGCUUCCCCAAGACCUUCAUGAAACAUACGAUCGGAUUUUAGCUCGUGUCCCUAAGGCAGACCAGGAAUCGGCACGAAGAAUUCUCCUUUGGGUUGCAUUUGCUGUCACUCCAUUAACCUUGGAAGAAAUACACACCGCAAUCGCGAUAGAUCCGCAAAUGAGCCACCUUGAUGAAGAGUCUCUACUACGCAGUCCACACGACAUACUAGAUCUGGUUGGUGGCUUGGUCAAUGUCACGAAUGAAGGCCAUAUAACUCUCGCCCAUAUGUCUGUUAAGGAUUAUUUACUUUCACCCCAGGCUACAAACGGCUUCUCUCUAUCUAUCGAAAAGUCUUAUGUAUUGUUAUUUCGAUGUUGUAUGGCCUAUAUCUCCUUCAAUGAUUUCAAGGUAGGGCCUUCGACCACCUCGGAAGACUAUCUUGAAAGAGUCAGAAAGUAUCCUCUCCUCAGACAUGCGGCCAUCUCUUGGCCUUAUUAUUACAGAGCAGCGAUACCAAGCGAUGAUCUAAAUUCCGCUGUGAUGCGACUAUUUCAAGAGGAGAAUCAUAAACUUUUUAUGUCCUGGGUUCAAAUUAUCAAUGCUGACAACCCGUUCUCCUGGGAUUUCUAUCCGCGGCACGCGACGAGUCUCUACUACGCAUCCACCUUUGGGCUUACCGGUAUUGUUCAAAAGCUCAUCGAGCUUAACAUUGAUCUGAACCUCCCAGGAAGUCGAUAUGGUGGCACUGCUCUUCAUGGGGCAGUAUAUCGUCUCCAUACACCAGUCGUGAAGCUACUUUUAGAGGCCGGCGCCGAUGUUAAUAAGGCCGAUUUCUUAAAAGUCGCUCCCUUACAUACUGCUGGAAUAUUAGGUGGCUGGGAGUUUACGCCUUGUAUUUAUAGGUAUAUAAUGUAUUAUUUAACUACUUGUAUUUAUCUUUAA
Molecule: messenger RNA, 2340 nt
Organism: Annulohypoxylon truncatum
Lineage: Eukaryota; Fungi; Ascomycota; Sordariomycetes; Xylariales; Hypoxylaceae
Exons: 6
Coding region: 1-2340 (779 amino acids)
Molecular function (GO): protein binding
Source: RefSeq, a predicted model, not a curated record